CGUCACUGACUCCCACACACAUCUCCUUCAUACACCAGUUUUACUGUACAACCAUUAACACUUUUUAUUUACACCUGUGCCACGCAUGAAACACUCCAUGGCGUCUUGGUCAGAGGCUAUUUGCGGACUCAAAAUCUUAUUAAGCGACUAGACUGGGCUCGGCGCUUUGGGUUUGUGUAUUUGUGGGCUGCAGGAAAGGUUGGGCGGAGGUGUGAGUUGGAGCCGCUCGUAAGAUACGCAAAAAGGCGUGAAAGUCGGACUGCAGCGCGGUUAAGGACGCCUUGGAGGUAUCCUGUCGCACCUUCCUCUUUACUCUGCCAUCUUUCUGUUGGGUCAAGCCGCCAUUUUUUUUCCUUCAGAGGACCGUUGUUAUCGUUUGAAGGCAACAAAACACGGCGGGACCAUGCUGACGCUGCUGACGUCCAUGUAUCUGGUGGUGCGGGCUGUUUCCCAGCAGGCUGAACCAAUUCGUGUUGUGGUGACUGGUGCUGCAGGCCAGAUUGCCUACUCCCUGCUGUACAGCAUCGCAAAGGGAGAUGUGUUUGGCAAGGACCAGCCAAUCAUCCUGAUCCUGCUGGACAUCCCCCCUAUGCUGCCUGUGCUGGACGGAGUCGUCAUGGAGCUGCAGGACUGCGCCCUCCCGCUGCUGAGGGAGGUCAUCCCCACUGACAAGGUGGAGGUGGGCUUCAAGGACAUCGAUGCCGCCAUCUUGGUGGGCUCCAUGCCCAGGAAGGAGGGAAUGGAGAGAAAGGACCUCCUGAAAGCAAACGUGGCAAUCUUUAAGACUCAGGGAUCUGCUUUGGACAAGUAUGCCAAGAAGAGCGUAAAGGUUUUGGUGGUUGGAAACCCGGCAAACACAAACUGUCUGGUUGCCUCCAAGUCUGCUCCAUCUAUCCCAAAAGAGAACUUCUCCUGCCUGACCCGACUGGACCACAACAGAGCGUGCUCCCAGGUGGCGAUGCGUUGUGGUGUGUCCUCCGGCCAUGUCAAGAACGUCAUCAUCUGGGGGAACCACUCCUCCACUCAGUACCCUGACGUCCACCAUGCCAAGGUGAACGUUCCCGGCGGUGAAAAGCCCGCAUACGAAGCUGUGAAGAACGAUGCCUGGCUCAGAGGAGACUUCAUCUCUACGGUGCAGCAGAGAGGUGCGGCCGUCAUCAAGGCGAGGAAACUGUCCAGCGCCAUGUCGGCGGCCAAGGCCAUCUGUGACCACAUGAGGGAUAUCUGGUUUGGCACCAAGGAGGGUGAGUUCAUCUCCAUGGGUGUUUAUGCUGCUGGAAACUCCUAUGGCAUCCCAGAGGACCUCAUUUACUCCUUCCCCGUCCAGAUCAAGAACAAGUCCUGGAAAAUAGUGGAUGGUCUCGACAUCAAUGACUUCUCUAGAGCCAAGAUGGACGCCACAGCAGCUGAGCUGGUGGAGGAGCGAGACACGGCCCUGGACUUCCUGUCCAAGUGACUGUCCCCUCCUGCUGACCAGCAGCAGCUCUUACAUCCUUGCUGUUCUCGCCUCUGAAGAUGUCCUCCACUGCUAAACCAUCUGAGCUGGAGUCUGUGUGUCACCUCUGAGAGUACGUGUGGAUGUGUGCGUGUGUGUGUGUAACUUGGCCCCUUCUUCAGGUUUCCAGAAAACCUGUUAUAACCUCCACAACCUGGCCUGACCUGUGUCUGUGCAAGACACCAAGACGUCUCUGUUGGUAGAUAAAAACACACACAUUAGCUGUGCAGAAACUGUAACGAACCAUAUUCUCUUCAAUAAAACUAAGAAAUCUGA
Messenger RNA from Gambusia affinis (western mosquitofish), 1771 nucleotides. Its product is annotated as malate dehydrogenase, cytoplasmic-like. The transcript has 9 exons. The record is from RefSeq and is a predicted model, not a curated record. The coding region runs from base 404 to 1456 and encodes 350 amino acids. Gene Ontology annotation, molecular function: L-malate dehydrogenase (NAD+) activity. Gene Ontology annotation, biological process: oxaloacetate metabolic process; malate metabolic process; tricarboxylic acid cycle. Gene Ontology annotation, cellular component: mitochondrion; cytosol. NCBI's taxonomy places the organism in Eukaryota, Metazoa, Chordata, Actinopteri, Cyprinodontiformes, Poeciliidae.